Messenger RNA from Physcomitrium patens, 3331 nucleotides. RefSeq lists its product as uncharacterized. Lineage: Eukaryota; Viridiplantae; Streptophyta; Bryopsida; Funariales; Funariaceae. Gene Ontology annotation, molecular function: acetyltransferase activity. The record is from RefSeq and is a predicted model, not a curated record.
AUGGAAAAGCCAACGGGGUCACCACGUGUGCCGCCUCGCUCUUGCUCAUGGAUCGCCAUAGCCACCUCUUGCAUGGACCAAUCCAGCUUGCGACGCCACUAGCGUCUUCUCAUUGCAACGCCAAUGGAAAGGCCAACUCCAAAAUCGUACUGUAAUUUGAUGAUGAGUCUUGUCUUUCAUUUCAGCGCUUCUUAGCGUUGUGUGUGUGUGCGUGUUUUUUUUAUUUAUUUGAUGGAGCGAUUGAUUGUUGGAUUUCGGAACAGGUUCUGGUUUAGUGGAACUUAGGUGAUGUAGUCGGGAUUAGGCGAAAAAUUUUUGGUCUCUGAGAAGGAUUUGGUGAUUGGUGUGGAAGAGUGGCGUCAUGCAGGGCGUGUGAUUGCUGCUGACGUGGAUCGAGGUCAUGUUCUUUGUAUUGGCUUAUGGAGUAAGAAGGACGAGGAGUUGAUUGUGGUUGUCGAGUAUCAUGCGGUUGUCGUGUUUACGAGGAGGAUCUUUGGAGGGAAUCGUUGAAUGCGAGUUCAAGUCCAUGAACAUGUAGCGUGGGUUUUUUUUUUUUUUUGAGGGAUAUAGUUGAUGCGUUGUGCCAUAGCCGGGUGAAAUACGUGUUCCGAUUUAGUUGGCAGUAUGUUGCGAGCUGUGGGAAAGAAGGUGAGACGCGUUCUUCGUGAAGAACUUCUCGCUGGGUUGCAGGGUCGAGGUUUAGGAAGGAUUUAUGACGCGUCGGGAACGGGCGUGCGGAAGCAUGGAUGGGGAAUAUCCUCGCGAGAAACCCACACCAACAGCCUUUACAUUCAUCACACGAUUGGUGGCGUUGGUCGUGACUCGGUUGCAGUGACCGUGGGUUUAUUGCACUCCCUUGAGAGAUUGCAACCCGGAAUAGGCUACUUCAGGCCCAUCGACCAAACCACAAUUGGUGGCUAUAGGUCCAAAUUGAUCAAGAGCGUUUUCAAAAUGAAAGACGAUCCAGCAAUCAUGCAGGGGGUUACGCAGGACCGUGCUUAUGAGCUUGUCACGAAUGACAAGAUUGAUGACUUGUUGGAAGAAGUUCUCAAAGCCUAUGAAGCUUGCAGGGUCAAACACGACUUUGUAGUUGUUGAGGGGACAAGUUUGAGAGGCGGUGGUGACGACACAGUCACCCUUAAUGCCAAAAUCGCUCAAACUCUGGGAUCAUCAGCAUUACUUGUCACAGAUGCAGGAAUUGCUUGUGGCAAGAUGGAUAAAAUGAAGAAUUGGGAUGGAUUUGACUGGGAGAAACGGGUUGUUAACAAUGCCAAGCUGAGUGACUUGGUUUUCAGACGCGAACACGUGGAUGUGGUGGGAGCAAUCGUCCAUCGUACACCCCAAACUGAAAGGAAAGAUAAACUGCUCCGGAAGGUGUUUGAGGAAAUGAAAAUACCAUUUGUAGGAGCCUUGCCUGAGGACUCGGUCUUGCGGUCUGUGCAGGUACAAGAUGUUGCCAAAAAGCUCGAAGCAGGACUGCUAUAUCCAGUUGAGGAUGAGGAGGUUGCUAUGUCAACGGAAGUCACUCAAUAUCUUGUGGCUACUGAACAACUAUCUGAUUUGCUUCGCCACUUGCCUCGAUAUGUUGAUCCGACGAAGGGCUCCAUCGUCAUUACUUCCGCAAAUCGAGUUGACAUUCUACUGGGGCUGAUACAUCUUCACGAGUCCAAGUCGAAUGCAAACAUAGCAGCCGUGGUCCUUAGUGGGGGCAAGCCUCCACCGAGGGAGGUCCAUGAGUUGUUGAAGGCCCGGAAUUCAGGCACAUUGCCUAUUAUCCUAAGUCCUCAAAUGACAUUUGAAACUGCAUCUGCACUUGCAAAUGUGGAGGGCUAUAUCUCGUCCAAAACUCCUCUGAAGGUCGAGCGGGCUCAGACGUUAUUUGACGACAACAUCAACAUGAAGCUUAUUAAGGAUGCAAUGUUCCAGGAACGUCCGGUGCGAAUGAACUCCAAGCUAUUCCAACAUAACCUCUUCACGCGGGCUAAACAAUGCAUUCAGACAAUUGUGUUACCUGAGGGUGAAGAACCUAGAACAUUACAAGCAGCAGGAACUGUUCUACGAAGGGGACUUUGCAAUCUAAUUUUGCUGGGAGAUCGGGAGAAGAUUGAAACUUUGGCAAAACAAUUUCGAGUGGACAUUAGUCAAGCUCGCAUUGUUGAUCCAAGAGAUUGCCCUGAGACUGAAAAGUAUGCCAGAUAUUUUUAUGAAUCUCGUAAGCACAAGGGAAUAACACUUGGGCAAGCUCACAAUAUUUUGAUAGGGGAUGUGAAUUACUUCGGCACUUGUAUGGUAGCUGAGGGGGCUGCUGAUGGUAUGGUCUCCGGAGCUGUUCAUACUACUGCCAACACAGUUCGUCCUGCACUUCAACUAAUUAAGACACUUCCAGGCAUUCCUGUGGUUUCCAGUGUCUUCUUCAUGUGCCUACCUGGAAAGGUACUGGUCUAUGGUGACUGUGCCAUCAACUCAGAUCCAACAAGUGAAGAAUUGGCAGCAAUAGCUAUAGCUUCUGCAGAUACUGCUGCUGCAUUUGGAAUCAAACCACGGGUGGCAAUGCUGUCAUAUGCAACAGGGGACUCCAAUAAAGGUCCUCUUAUACAAAAGGUUAUUGAUGCAACCGCAAUUGCAAGAAAACUACGCCCAGACUUGCUGAUUGAAGGACCUUUGCAGUAUGAUGCAGCUGUUGAUCCUGUCAUAGCGAAGACGAAGAUGAAAGGGGCUGAAUCUGAGGUUGCUGGAAAGGCGUCGGUGCUCAUCUUUCCAGACCUUAACACUGGAAACAAUACCUACAAAGCUGUUCAGCAGACAACUGGGGCAGUAGCAAUGGGACCAUUACUGCAAGGGCUGAGAAAACCCGUGAACGACUUGAGUCGAGGUUGCACUGUACCAGAUAUUGUCACCACUAUCGCUCUUACUGCAGUACAAGCAGCUGCCAUGAAGGAGACCGCAAAAAGGGAGACUCCAAAGGAAAACCUUGUAGCUUCAGCGGCGUAAACCCAGCAACUACGGCUAUUCCUACCCCGCGUUGAGUGGCUGAAAUUUUUCACGUGUAUUGAUCAACAGAUUAGUGUCUUAUUGGAGAUAGAGGUUGGGAUAGAAGGAGUAUUUGUAACCAAACAAGUACAGGCAAGUUCGUUGCUUAGGUAAACUAGGCCAAUGUGCACCUUAACUUUCUAAGCUUAACAUAGUGUAGAGUUACACUUGGAUACUUGGUGUUCAACAGUUGUAUUGUGCAGUUACAAACAUAUGUCUCGAGCACUCGUAGCAAACACGAUGCAUUAGAGAUGAGAAUUUUGUACGAUGUAGAUUAAUAAUCAACCCAAGUUAACCCUCA